This is a messenger RNA of Microplitis mediator, 2296 nucleotides long. It is a transcript of the gene Smox, whose product is annotated as mothers against decapentaplegic homolog 3. The record is from RefSeq and is a predicted model, not a curated record. Bases 691 to 2127 code for a protein of 478 amino acids. Gene Ontology annotation, cellular component: heteromeric SMAD protein complex. The transcript is spliced from 6 exons. Gene Ontology annotation, biological process: regulation of transcription by RNA polymerase II; anatomical structure morphogenesis; BMP signaling pathway. Gene Ontology annotation, molecular function: I-SMAD binding; DNA-binding transcription factor activity, RNA polymerase II-specific; RNA polymerase II cis-regulatory region sequence-specific DNA binding. NCBI's taxonomy places the organism in Eukaryota, Metazoa, Arthropoda, Insecta, Hymenoptera, Braconidae.
AAUCGGUGUCAACUUGUACAUCAACUUUUUGCAGUGAACUUGCCGUUAAGUGAGUAGUCCGUCGAUAUCUGUCAACUUGCAGUCAAGGUUGCCAUAAGGAUAUGUAAUGAAAGCACCCAAGACCAAUCCAGACGUAGUAAGCCACCCGACAUUCGAUCGUCGCGGUCGACAUAUUGUACACUGUAUGUGAUACCUAUACAAUGUCUUCAUUGUCUCUAAAUUUUUAAUUUAAUUAAAAUUUUUGAACUGAAUUAUAAGUCAGUUGAAAAGAAAAAUUGAACUUUAGUUUUCGUACAAUUCACUAUAUGAGUUUACUGUUUGCUAAUGAGUUGUGACAGUUGCUAUCGAACUCACGACUUUAUGUUGACAAAUACUUGUCAUUCAGAUGGCUGCUGUCAUGAGCUUGAAACAAGCCGAAAAAUACCGAGCUUGAUCGAGGUGUAUCGAGAUAAUUUUUAUAGCAAUAAAAUGGCGGCUUCAUGAAACCUUGAGUUGCGAUUUAUUAGCGGCAAUUCAUGUUUAUUUCAAAGAUUUACGGUUUUAUUGAAACGUUAAUAGAUAAGCUAAAAUUCAUAUUUUUAAGUGUGAAAUUUGAGUACUAGUGCAUUAUCUAAACUUUACAUCUGGAGUGAAGUAGUCAUAAAAAAUUUGACGGCCUAAUGCAGGUCGCUAAAUAUUUAUCGAGCACAAAUGAUGACUUCGAUGUUGCCUAGCUUCAAUCCACCUAUUGUAAAACGUUUGCUAGGCUGGAAAAAAGCUGACGGUGAAGAUAAAUGGAGUGAAAAAGCUGUUAAAAGUCUUGUUAAAAAACUUAAAAAGUCUGCGGGUCUCGAGGAACUUGAAAAAGCUAUCACAACACAGAACUGCAAUACUAAGUGUAUUACUAUACCGAGGUCUAGUCCUGGAGGCGUUGGUGAUAACGGAGUUCAGGGUGUACGAGGUAAAGGCUUACCGCAUGUCAUCUACUGUCGUCUUUGGCGGUGGCCAGAUCUUCAGUCUCAUCACGAGCUUAAGGCCAUCGAUCUUUGUGAGUACUCCUUUACUCAAAAAAGGGAUGAAGUGUGUGUAAAUCCUUAUCAUUAUCAAAGGAUACAAACACCAGUUCUAUUUUUUAUAGUUUUGCCAGCAAUCUUGGUACCCCGACAUAACCUGUCAGGUGACGAAUCAGUACUAUAUAACACGUCUUUUGAAGAACUUAGCGUUAGUGUUCCUGAAAAUACAAGCUUUCACGCUACAUUAAAUCAUCGAUACAAUAAUCAACAAGGGAUUCCUCAUCCUUCACAACAGCAACAACCAAAUAGUCUUUAUCAAGGGAUGCAGAGCAUGCAAGCAACAAGUCCCGCGAGUGUGGGAAGUAUAGGAAGUAUCCAAGGUUCGCCUCAUCCUGCGACAGGAUCGAUGGAUCCACCAGCGGAUACUCCUCCACCUGGAUAUAUUAGCGAAGAUGGCGAAAAUAUCGAUCACAAUGACAAUAUGUCUCUCUCUCGUUUAUCACCUAGUCCUGUGGAUGCUCAGCCAGUUAUGUACUGUGAACCGGCAUUUUGGUGUUCAAUAAGUUACUACGAAUUAAAUACAAGAGUAGGUGAGACAUUUCAUGCUUCACAACCAAGUAUAACGGUGGAUGGUUUCACGGAUCCAAGUAAUUCAGAACGAUUUUGUCUUGGCUUAUUGUCUAAUGUUAAUCGAAAUACAGUGGUGGAGCAAACUAGACGACAUAUUGGCAAAGGAGUUAGACUAUAUUAUAUUGGUGGCGAAGUAUUCGCUGAGUGUCAAUCUGAUUCAAGCAUUUUCGUGCAAAGUCCAAACUGCAAUCAGCGCUAUGGAUGGCAUCCAGCGACUGUUUGCAAAAUACCUCCAGGCUGCAACCUAAAAAUUUUUAAUAAUCAGGAAUUUGCUGCUUUAUUGUCGCAAUCAGUAUCUCAGGGAUUCGAAGCAGUUUAUCAAUUAACAAGAAUGUGUACAAUCCGAAUGAGUUUUGUAAAAGGCUGGGGUGCAGAGUAUCGCCGUCAAACUGUAACGUCAACACCAUGUUGGAUCGAACUACAUCUAAAUGGGCCGCUACAGUGGCUUGAUCGAGUUCUAACGCAAAUGGGAUCACCUCGUUUACCAUGUUCGUCAAUGUCUUAAAAAAAAAAUCGUACAAUACAUGUAAAAAAAAAAAAAAAAAAAAAAAAAAAUACCGGAAGAAAUGAUCUGUAAAAUUUUAGUCAUUUUCUUUAACUGAAUUGGAGAUUAAUUUCAAAUGUAUUAUUUUUGUAAUUUUCACUUAAUAAUCAUUCGUAAUUGCGAUAACUUA